This is a messenger RNA of Astyanax mexicanus (Mexican tetra), 2560 nucleotides long. RefSeq names its product solute carrier family 22 member 23 (gene slc22a23b). Gene Ontology annotation, biological process: transmembrane transport. Gene Ontology annotation, cellular component: membrane. The record is from RefSeq and is a predicted model, not a curated record. The transcript has 11 exons. Gene Ontology annotation, molecular function: transmembrane transporter activity. NCBI's taxonomy places the organism in Eukaryota, Metazoa, Chordata, Actinopteri, Characiformes, Acestrorhamphidae. Bases 404 to 2230 code for a protein of 608 amino acids.
GGCAAGAGGCCACACAAAGGUUCUUUGUUGCUUCUGCGUCCAAUCACACGCCGAGGCUUAGAUCGUCCCGUGCUCUUUAACCAAUCAGAGCGCGCGGGCAGUCUGUGUAAGGAGGGGCGUUCAUUUGGAUGCUGCGGGUGUGCACUGCCCGGUUUUGCGGAGGCUAUUGAAUUAAAUUGAAAUUGAAUUAAAUCGUCGGCGAAAAUCUUCAUAGUCCCCGAUUAGCUUUGAAACAAGGCCGUUUGGGGUAAAAGUGCUUCAUCACGGAAAGAGGCUGUUAAUCCCGCGCUUAAAGAUUUACAGCACCGAGGGAUGGGUGCCGGAGCCACACCUGGACACCAUCGCAGCAGAGACAGAGACAAUAGAGUCUGUGCAGUACUGCAUGUAAGAAGGCGACGGAGACAUGGCCGCGCUUCGGUUGGACGGACUGGAGCAGCUGCCGGAGAACGGCGCCGUGCCUCAAACGCCGGAGCCCCGCGGCACCUCCAGACUGCUGUCGCGCGUGGACGCCGCCGUGCUGCCCUUCCUAGGCGGCUUCGGGUCGUACCAGCGCCGCCUUGUCGCUCUGACGUGGGUGCCAGCACUGCUCAUCGCCUUCAGCCAGUUUUCCGACUCCUUCUUGUUGGCGCAGCCCAAGAGCGCGUGCGCGAGGAACGUGAGCGGGAUCGCGAUGCCGAGCGUGAGCCCCAUUGAUAGCCACAGCAUCCUUCUCCAGCCCGAGCAGCUCGUGGCCGACGCCGCCGCCGCCGCCAGCGACUACGACGACGACGCUGCUAACGCCAGCGCACCGUGCACGUGCGGCGAGGGCAGCAGGUUCGAGCUGCAGGCAGGUCUGCAGCACAACGUGGUCACCAAGUGGCAGCUGGUAUGUGAUGAAGAGUGGAAGGUCCACAUUGCUAAAUUCUCUUUGCUGGUGGGCUCCAUAUUUGGUUACCUGCUGAUGGGGGCUAUGGCAGAUUGGUUGGGUCGUAUUCCCGUGCUGCUGGUGUCAGUGCUGUCAGUGCUUGCUUUUGGCAUGGCAGUGGCCUUUUCUGUGGAUGUGGCCAUGUUCAGUACUCUGCGCUUCUUUGAAGGGUUUUGCUUGGCUGCAAUCAGGCUCUCCCUGUUUGUACUGAGGAUUGAGCUAUGUUUGCCUGGAUGGCGCUUCUCCAUGACAGUGGUUGCCAGUCUGGUUGUGGUAGGCGGGCAGCUGCUGAUGCCUGGCUUGGCUGCAGUUUGCCGCGAUUGGCAGAUUCUUCAGGUCCUCAUCAUCGUUCCAUUCAUUCUCAUGCUUCCAUACGUGUGGGUGUUUCCUGAGUCGCUGCGCUGGUUGCUGGCCACACAGCACUAUCAAAGAGCAAAGAAGCAAAUGUACUCCAUUGCCCAAAGUAAUGGUGUUGAAACAGCAACUGAUCCCAAUGGAAUACUUACAGAGCUGGAAAGAGAGCUGCAGCAGAAUCCUAGGACAUUCUGUAUCACACAGCUGAGCAGCACCAGAAACCUGUGGAAGAGCAUUGUAGUCCUUUGUGUUAACUCGCUGACUGGUUAUGGAAUCCACCACUGCUUUGCACGCAGUGUUCUGGAGGGCAGCACAUCUCAUCUGCAUUACUAUGCUCUGGCAGGCAUUGCUAUGGCCUCUUGUGUGGUGCUCUGUCCAGUGGUGGUGGGCUUUGGCAGGAGAGGUGGCCUCCUGACCUUCAUGAUCAUCACAGCACUGGCCUCAUUGCUCCAGCUUGGCCUUCUCAGCUUAAUUGGAAAGUACAGUCUACGCUAUGAUACAGUUCUGAGGGACACUCUGAAUCGGCGGUUCUCUGUGGCAUUUUCUAUUAUUGGAAUGUUCUCAUCGCGUGCUGUCAGCACACUCAGCAUCUUCUACUGUGCAGAGAUCACACCCACUGUCAUCAGGGGUGGAGGUGUAGGUCUGGUCCUUGCGAGUGCAGGGUUUGGAAUGCUAACAGCACCACUCAUGGAGCUUCACAACCAGAAGGGCUUCUUCCUCCAUCAUGUCAUACUCACCUGCUGUACUCUCCUCUGCAUCAUUUGCAUUCCGUUACUGCCAGAGACGGCAGGCCAGCCACUGCCAGAGACUCUGGCUGAGGGGGAAGGGCUGCUGCGCAGACCCCUCGUCCCUGGAGAGCAGCAUCACCUCCUGGCCAGGCCAGAGGUCAGGGAGUAUUCCCGUGUUCAGGACACUCCCCUGCACCAGGUGCUUAACCCCAGCAACAGCACAGCCAAUGGUGUCAGGACUUGAUUAUAUAGAUAUUCUAUACAAAUAAAAAACAAUACAAAAACCGGACAGGCCAUAUGGAACUAUUAUAUGGAACACAUGGAACCAUAUUUCACCAGCCUGCAAGCACAAAUAUUCAUCAUGAGGUUAAAACCACUAAAACAAGCGGACCUUUCUAGAGCUUUUAACCAAUGAAUGAUGACAAAGCAAUGCCUAUGAAACAGGAUAAACUACUCAUAAUGUGUCAAACCUCAUCAGCCAGCUGAUGUUGGGACAGACAUUAAAGGGGUGUUGUGAACAAAAAAUUGAUUAACUCAUGCAAUGAACGGAAUUAAAUUUUAAAGUGACCACUAA